AUGCUCGGGGGCUACCGUCUCUAUGCAUUGUCUUAUGUUGUGUGGCCUGAGAGUUCACUCUUAACCGCGGCAAAAAACGGACGAUAUUUCUCACUGGGCGUUACCCAAAUUGAUGAAUCCGAGCGCGGCGUUUGCCUUAAUAUUCGAGCAUCAAGGUCGCACGCGGGAUGUGCUUGCGGCCCAAUCAAUCCUUGCCUUCCUGAAAAAUGCUCUUGUAUAAAGAAUGGCGUUCAAUGUCAGGUAGAUCGUGCUUGCUUCCCCUGUUCUUGCUCGUCAGAGAGCUGUUGCAAUCCACAUGGUCGAACAGAAUUCCCCCAGGAGGAAGUGCGAGCUUACGUUCUUUCGGUGCUACGGCGAUCUCAAAACAAAUUCAAUGACAAUUCCGAUGUAUCGCCUGAUGAUUCCAGUUGUCCGAGAACUGAGAAUAUUGCACCAAGUUCCGCAAGCAACCUGUGCACAACACAUAAUAGCUGUUGUCAACGGCAAGAGAUGAACGCACACUUUUUAACACCCGUCACACGCUGUACUUCUAUUCCAAGUUUUCAUGACCAGGAGGAAUGCGCGCAGUUUGAAACUGUCUCCUACUCCCUCAGCAAUGAUACAGCAUCGUCUAGUGCCAUAACCGUGGAGGCAAAUUGCAAUUGGACACAGAGUGAUCUACAGUGCGCUUUGCUGGGUUCCGUUUAGACUUGUAGCGGCCCUGUGAGUUUAAUGCAUAUUCCCCCGUGCCAAUGCCUUAUCAAUUCGUUCCAAGGUCACUACGUUCGCUCGAUGUGACCUCGUGUGUAUUACAGGCACAGUACCUGUCAAGCUCUCAGCUCCUGCAGUGGAAGGAAUUUUCAACUCAAGGCCUGUUCCUUCGGAAAUUAUUACUAUUUCUUAAUGUACUUUUUCGAAUAAGAUCGUUCCGCUGGCACAGCUCUCAAGUGACCUUGUAACUGUGUUUCUGUUUCAAAUCCUUUGUAACUUUUUGCGACGAUGUAUAUAUAUAUAUAUAUAUAUAUAUAUAUAUAUAUAUAUGCGCGAACAAUAACAGCACACAUUUCACUUCAGACCAAUGACACACUCCGAUUGAAUAUGGUGACGCACACACUUUUAGUCGGCCAAUACACAUGUGACCAGAUAUUCACUGCGUUUUAGCUUCACCACCCUCGUGUUC
Molecule: messenger RNA, 1159 nt
Organism: Dicrocoelium dendriticum
Lineage: Eukaryota; Metazoa; Platyhelminthes; Trematoda; Plagiorchiida; Dicrocoeliidae
Source: the annotation of a GenBank genome assembly